AAAGAAAAAGCGCGAGACAGAAAGAGAAAACAAUGUGCGGCGGCGCCAUCCUAGCGGAGCUGAUCCCGCCGUCGGCGGCGGGCCGUGCGCCGAAGCAGGUGGCCGCGGGCCAGGCCUCGUCCAAGAAAGGCGGCAUGAGCAAGAGGCACCACAGCAGCAUCCCCGACGUCGACGACUUCGAGGCCGCCUUCGAGGACUUCGAUGACGACUUCGACCUGCAGGCGGAGGAGGACGGCGGCGACCAUGUCGUUUUCGCAUCCAAGCCUGCGUUCUAUCCGGCAUACGGUGGUGGCCGCCGCACGGUGCAGGCGGCAAGCAUGAAGAAGCGCGUCCUCCACGGCAUCCGGCAGCGGCCGUGGGGCAAGUGGGCGGCGGAGAUCCGCGACCCGCACAAGGGCACCCGCGUCUGGCUCGGCACGUUCGACACGGCCGAUGACGCCGCCCGGGCCUACGACGUCGCCGCCCGACGCCUCCGCGGCAGCAAGGCCAAGGUCAACUUCCCCGACGCGGCCAGGGCCGGGGCGCGCCCGCGCCGCGCCAGCCGUAGAACCGCGCAGAAACCGCCAUGCCCCCCUGCGGGGACGACGGCGUACUCUGCCACCGCAGCAGCACGCGCACAGCCGGAGCAGGACGCUAUGAUGGCCAAGCCCGAGCGGAUGGAGUUUUCGGACGUGGACACGUUCGUCGACCUGACCGCCGCCGUCGCCGCGCUACCGCCUGUCACGGCGAGCUCCUUCGCCGACAAGAUGCCGAGGGUCGACGAGGACUCGUCGGAGGGGAGCGGCGGCGGCGCCAUGCUGGGGUUCGCCGACGAGCUUGGGUUCGAACCGUUCAUGAUGUUCCAGUACGAAUCCAUGGACAGCCUCUUCGCCGGACACGCCGUCAUCCAGGAUGCCCGCGGUGUGGACGGCGGCAUGGACGGCGUUAGCCUCUGGAGCUUCGACGAGUUCCCCAUGGACAGCGCCAUUUUCUGACGUUUUCCGUGCGAUGCGCUCGAUCGUUUGAACCAAGGAAGGGUGCAGCUGAUGCAUGGGUACUGCAUGAUUGCUUCCUUGAUGAAUGCUGAUGGAAAUGUAUUCUACUGUUUGAGUUUAUUGUUCGUCAGUCAGACCCUGCUGUAUUCUACUGUACUGCUGGUACCAAAACUGUAUUGUACUCUGUCAUGAUUUGUACUAGCCUUUGGUACUGUUGGCCAAUAGUCCUACGAGUUGAUCAUGUCGGCGGUGCCGUCUAUGGUCGUGCUUGCCAUUGUUAAUGCCAAAUAAGCUUGUGAACCUGGUUAUCUGUUGUGUGUGAGUCACCAACUCAUCCUGUCAUGUUGAGUUGGAUUAUGUAAUAAAUAUUGUAAUUUGCUGAAUUCAGUUAAGAACAAUGGGCAGUGGAUCUUUACUUAAUACCACUA
This is a messenger RNA of Triticum dicoccoides, 1402 nucleotides long. Its product is annotated as ethylene-responsive transcription factor 1-like. The transcript is spliced from 3 exons. The coding region runs from base 33 to 974 and encodes 313 amino acids. Gene Ontology annotation, biological process: ethylene-activated signaling pathway; regulation of DNA-templated transcription. NCBI's taxonomy places the organism in Eukaryota, Viridiplantae, Streptophyta, Magnoliopsida, Poales, Poaceae. Gene Ontology annotation, molecular function: DNA-binding transcription factor activity; DNA binding. The record is from RefSeq and is a predicted model, not a curated record.